Molecule: messenger RNA, 2022 nt
Organism: Colletotrichum costaricense
Lineage: Eukaryota; Fungi; Ascomycota; Sordariomycetes; Glomerellales; Glomerellaceae
Product: hsp70-like protein
Exons: 3
Coding region: 1-2022 (673 amino acids)
Biological process (GO): protein folding
Cellular component (GO): mitochondrion; cytoplasm
Molecular function (GO): ATP-dependent protein folding chaperone; ATP binding
Source: RefSeq, a predicted model, not a curated record
AUGAUGUCUGCACGCUUCUCAAGAGCUCUCCCCAGAGCUACCAGCUCCGUCGCCCGCUCGGCCGGCUUCGCUCGCCAGCCCUUUGCCUCAAAGUUCGCUCGCUACGAGUCAACAUCAUCUGAUGGCAAGGUCACCGGCGCCGUGAUCGGUAUCGAUCUCGGUACCACCAACUCUGCUGUCGCCAUCAUGGAGGGCAAGGUUCCCAAGAUUAUCGAGAACGCCGAGGGUGCGCGCACAACGCCUUCCGUGGUCGCCUUUGCUCAGGAUGGUGAGCGUCUCGUCGGUGUCGCCGCCAAGCGCCAGGCCGUCGUCAACCCCGAGAACACCCUCUUCGCCACCAAGCGUCUCAUCGGCCGCAAGUUCACCGACGCUGAGGUUCAGCGUGACAUCAAGGAGGUUCCCUACAAGAUCGUCCAGCACACCAACGGCGACGCCUGGGUGUCUGCUCGCGACCAGAAGUACUCUCCCUCGCAGAUUGGUGGAUUCGUCCUCAACAAGAUGAAGGAGACCGCCGAGGCCUACCUCUCCAAGCCCGUCAAGAACGCCGUCGUCACUGUUCCUGCCUACUUCAACGACUCUCAGCGUCAGGCCACCAAGGAUGCCGGUCAGAUUGCCGGCCUCAACGUCCUCCGUGUCGUCAACGAGCCCACUGCCGCCGCCCUUGCCUACGGUCUUGAGAAGGAGGAGGACCGCGUUGUCGCCGUCUACGAUCUUGGCGGUGGUACUUUCGAUAUCUCCGUCCUCGAGAUCCAGAACGGCGUCUUCGAGGUCAAGUCUACCAACGGUGACACCCACUUGGGUGGUGAGGACUUUGAUAUCCACCUCGUCCGCCACCUCGUCCAGCAGUUCAAGAAGGACUCCAACAUUGACUUGUCCAACGACCGCAUGGCCAUCCAGCGUAUCCGUGAGGCCGCCGAGAAGGCCAAGAUUGAGCUUUCCUCCUCCCUCCAGACCGACAUCAACCUGCCCUUCAUCACUGCCGACGCUUCCGGCCCCAAGCACAUCAACCAGAAGCUCACUCGCGCUCAGCUCGAGAAGAUGAUGGACCCCCUCAUCACCCGCACCAUCGACCCCGUGCGCAAGGCCCUCAAGGAUGCCAACCUCCAGGCCAAGGAUAUCCAGGAGGUCAUCCUCGUUGGUGGUAUGACUCGCAUGCCCAAGGUUUCCGAGUCCGUCAAGAGCAUCUUCGGCCGUGACCCGGCCAAGUCCGUCAACCCCGAUGAGGCUGUCGCCAUUGGUGCCGCCAUCCAGGGUGCCGUUCUCUCCGGUGAGGUCAAGGACCUUCUUCUCCUCGACGUUACUCCCCUCUCCCUCGGUAUUGAGACCCUUGGCGGUGUCUUCACCCGUCUCAUCAACCGCAACACCACCAUCCCCACCAAGAAGUCCCAGACCUUCUCCACCGCUGCCGACUUCCAGACCGCCGUCGAGAUCAAGGUCUACCAGGGUGAGCGUGAGCUCGUCCGUGACAACAAGCUCCUCGGCAACUUCCAGCUGGUUGGCAUCCCCCCUGCCCACCGUGGUGUUCCCCAGAUCGAGGUCACCUUCGACAUUGACGCCGACUCUAUCGUCCACGUCGGUGCCAAGGACAAGUCCACCAACAAGGACCAGUCCAUCACCAUUGCCUCCGGCUCCGGUCUGUCCGACUCCGAGAUUGAGCAGAUGGUCAACGACUCUGAGAAGUACGCCGAGGCCGAUAAGGAGCGCAAGGGUGCCAUUGAGGCCGCCAACCGCGCCGACUCUGUCCUGAACGACACCGAGCGCGCUCUCAACGAGUACGCCGAGAAGCUCGACAAGACCGAGGCUGACGGCAUCCGUGAGAAGAUUGCCUCCCUCCGCGAGUUCGUCUCCAAGAGCUUGGCUGGCGAGGGCAACGCCACCGCUGCCGAGAUCAAGGAGAAGACCGACGAGCUCCAGGUCGCCUCCCUCAACCUCUUUGACAAGAUGCACAAGGCCCGCGCCGAGUCUGGCGAGCAACCCGCUCAGGACGCCAACGCCGAGAACAAGGACGAGAAGAAGCCUUAA